UGCGUCAUCGGGGUUGGUCGGUUCUUAUUGGCGGGCGCAAACGUAGACUUUUCGAGCACUCUUACUUGCUGAAUAACACCUGCUUGCCGUUUGGAGGAUGCAGAUGCGUUUGUUUGUCGCUUCUUGGCUGGUUGUUGUCAGUGCCUUUGAAACUGAUUAUUUCAGCGUCUUUUCGAGAACUAAUCAGCAUCUACAGAGCGAUUCACGUCUCGCCACACCGAGAAUCGUGGUAGUUUUCAUUCUUCUUAUUCGCUUGAAUAAGUUGCUCUACGUUCCUCUGAUCGGGUAUUUGUAGAGUCUGCGUUUAGGGACGUUCUAUCAAUCAAUCAUAAAAGCGUUUGCCGAGAUACUCAUUACAUGAUCCUAGCAGGUUACAUUGAAUC
This is a messenger RNA of Dothidotthia symphoricarpi CBS 119687, 383 nucleotides long. RefSeq lists its product as uncharacterized. The transcript has a single exon. The record is from RefSeq and is a predicted model, not a curated record. Lineage: Eukaryota; Fungi; Ascomycota; Dothideomycetes; Pleosporales; Dothidotthiaceae. Bases 98 to 295 code for a protein of 65 amino acids.